CUGGUUUGAGCUGCAGUGUCUUCUAGCAGCGGUUGGGUAAAGGGAAUGCAGCUGUCCGCUGUCCGGGAAGCAUAACCAUAUAUACCCAUACAGACAGCACACGGCCCUUUGAGCUGGACUAGACCUGCCUCCUUCUACUGCCGGAGAAACCCGACACACACACAUCCCGAUCACCGUGGAGCAAAGACGAGAGGUAAAGAGCGGAGCCGCGAGCAUGGCUGUCGAAGAGGAAGGGCUACGGGUUUUCCAAAGCGUCAAAAUAAAAAUAGGUGAGGCGAAGAACAUUCCUCCGUACCCAGGUCCCAACAGGAUGAGAGACUGUUACUGUACUGUCAACCUGGAUCAGGAGGAGGUCUUCAGAACCAAGAUCAUCGAGAAGUCUCUGUGCCCCUUCUAUGGAGAGGACUUUUAUUGUGAAAUCCCCCGUAGUUUCCGCCAUCUGUCCUUCUACAUCUUCGACAGAGACGUGUUCAGGAGGGACUCCAGCAUCGGUAAGGUAGCAGUGAAGAAAGAAGACCUCCAGAGGUAUCAUGGUAAAGACACCUGGUUCCCUCUGAGACACGUCAGCGCAGACUCAGAGGUUCAGGGAAAGGUCCACAUAGAGCUGCGUCUCAGUGAGGUCAUCACAGACAGCGGAGUCGUCUGUCAUAAACUGGCCACACGUGUGUUGGAGUGCCAGGGCCUGCCCAUCGUGAAUGGACAGUGUGAUCCGUACGCUGCGGUAUCCCUGCUGGGACCAUCCAGAUCAGAAGCUAAAAAGACCAAGGUGAAAAGGAAAACCAACAACCCCCAGUUUGAUGAGACUUUCUACUUUGAGGUGACACGACCUCUUAGUCACACCAAGAGACAGUUUGAUGUGGAGGAGGAGGGUGUUGACAAGCUGGCUCUGAGGGUUGACCUGUGGAAUGCCAGUAACUUGAAGUUUGGGGAUGAGUUCCUGGGAGGGGUCAGAGUUCCUCUGAGGGCCCUGGGACAGGCUGGGGUCCACGACGCAUGGUACUUUUUGCAGCCCAGGGAUAAUGGAGGGAAGCCGGUGAAAGUGGAUGAGUUGGGUUCUCUUCGUUUAAACAUUGUUUACACUGAGGACCAUGUGUUCCCCUCUGACCACUACGGCCCUCUGAGAGACCUGAUGUUGACCUCGGCUAACGUAAAGCCGGUGUCGGCAUCAGCCGCUCAUAUCCUCGGGGAGGUCUGCCGGGAGAAACAGGAAGCAGCGAUCCCAUUGGUCCGUCUGUUCCUUCACUAUGGAAACAUCCUGCCUUUCCUCAGUGCCGUCGCCCACGCAGAGGUCAACCGCACACAGGACCCUAAUACCAUCUUCAGAGGGAACUCCCUAACGUCUAAGUGUAUCGAUGAGACCAUGAAGCUGGCUGGGAACCACUACCUCCAGGUCACCUUGAGGUCCAUGAUAGAUGAAAUCUGUACUGACCACAAGCCCUGUGAGAUCGACCCAGUGAAGCUCAAAGAGUCAGAAAAUCUAGAGACCAACAGGGAGAACCUGCGUCAGUAUGUAGACCGGAUCUUCAACAUGAUCACAACGUCAGGCGUGCGUUGUCCCACCGUCAUGUGUGAUAUUUUCUUCUCACUCAGAGAAUCUGCUGCUACACGUUUCGAAGUCGACCAGGAUGUGAGGUACACAGCGGUCAGUAGUUUCAUCUUCCUGCGAUUCUUCGCCCCGGCCAUCCUCUCUCCCAACCUGUUCCAGCUGCGACCGCAUCACCCAGACCCCGCCACGUCUCGGACCCUCACCCUCAUCUCUAAGACCAUCCAGACCCUGGGUAGCCUGGCCAAGUCCAAAUCAGCUAGUUUUAAAGAGACUUACAUGGCGGCCUUCUACGAUUACUUCAACGAGCAGAAGUAUGGCGACGCUGUGAAGAACUUCCUGGACCUAAUCUCGUCGUCAGGGAGAUGGAACCAGAAGAGUAUCGAGACUCCCAUCAUGCUGAAAGAGGGGUUCAUGAUCAAGCGAGCCCAGGGGAGGAACCGUUUUGGGAUGAAGAACUUCAAGAAGAGGUGGUUUCGCCUCACUAACCAUGAGUUUACCUACCACAAAACCAAAGGUGAGGGCGCUCUCUGCAGAAUCCCCAUAGAGAACAUCCUGGCUGUAGAGAGACUGGAGGAAGAGUCAUUCAAGAUGAAGAACAUGUCCCCCUGGAUGUUCCAGAUGUUCCAGGUAAUCCAGCCAGAGAGGGCUCUCUACAUCCAGGCCAAUAACUGUGUGGAGGCCAGGGACUGGAUAGACAUCCUGACCAAGGUCAGCCAGUGCAACAGGAAGAGACUGAGCACCUACCACCCCUCAGCUUACCUCAACGGUCACUGGCUCUGCUGCAAGAUGUCUGCCGACACAGAACCAGGCUGUACACCCUGUACUGGGGGCCUCCCAGCCAACAUUCAGCUGGAUGUGGACGGAGACAGAGAGGCUGAGAGAAUCUACUGCCUGUUCAGCACGUACAUGGACAAACUGGUCAACAUGCAAGAGGCCUGUGGCAGUAGAUCGGUAUAUGACGGCCCAGAGCAGGAGGAGUAUUCCUGCUUCCUCAUCGACGAUCCCCGGGAGACCUAUAAGACCCUGAGAGUCAUCAUCUCCUCUGUUCAGACACUGGAGCAGCAGCACACCAAGUACAAACGAGACAUGUUCAGGAAGACCAAGAUCGGCAGCCAGGAUCAUCCAAUCGGAGACAAGAGUUUUCAGUGUUACAUCCACCAACAGUCUGAGAGCUCCACCUACUCCAUCUAGCCCCGCCCACCAACCACUGCCAUGAAGCGCAGAGCUCCGUCCCCGAUGACCUGAGACCUAGCAACACUUCCUGGUUACCUCCUGGUCCACGGCUUCCCAUGGUGCAUCUUUCAGAACACGGACACUCAGAGCCGAGGUCUAAUGGGGUAGAAUAGUCUAUGAUGAUGUGCUACAACACAAAGCUCUGGACUGUUGGUGUACCAGUGACCACGCACUUUACCCCGCCCCACAACGGACAUAAAGCUACUGCCUCAGCACCUUCUGAAACAAUCUGAUUUCGUUGUUCAUGUUUCUGUAAUGUUUGAUAACCAAAUGGUUUAAGUGGUAUAUUCCUGGUGUGAAAACAACCGAUUCCUUUGUAUUUCAAGUCACACAGACCAAACUCUAGGUUGAAAGACUGUUCACUUGGGGUCACGCCCGACUAUGUAUGUGUUUAACCCCCCCCCCACCCCCCCGCACUCCUUCCAGGGAAAGAUGAUGACAGAGGGAGGAGACGGGCAGGUCAUCAGUCAGCGACAGCGACCAUGAGGACCCUAGCUGUUCAUCUGACUGAUUAGUGCAGCCUUCAUUUACAAUCUGGAUCGUCCUGUUUUAAUUGUUUAAGAGUUGUAGUGUUUUAAUUCCGAGCCUGGUUCUGCAUUUUGGUAGUUCUCUGCUGCCUCCUGGCCUGUACCCUGUCCCUGGGUCAGAACUCUACUGCCUCCUGGCCUGUACCCUGUCCCUGGGUCAGAACUCUACUGCCUCCUGGUCUGUACCCUGUCCCUGGGUAAGAACUCUGCUGCCUCCUGGUCUGUAUCCUGUCCCUGGGUCAGAACUCUGCUCCCUCCUGGCCUGUACCCUGUCCCUGGGUCAGAACUCUACUGCCUCCUGGCCUGUACCCUGUCCCUGG
Oncorhynchus mykiss (rainbow trout) is the source of this 3626-nucleotide messenger RNA. Lineage: Eukaryota; Metazoa; Chordata; Actinopteri; Salmoniformes; Salmonidae. The record is from RefSeq and is a predicted model, not a curated record.